UUUUGGUGCCUUGCCGAAAAGCUCAUUUAUUUUGUUGAUUUUUAAGUUACAGUUUUUUCGUUUGUUUCUUUCUUUCUUUCAAGAAAUCUGCAGCGAUGACUACUGAACUGGGUGUGAAUGAAGAAUAUGCAGCUGAGCAGACGGCUGAGAAGUCAGCUGAGACACUUCCCACAGAAGCAACUGAAGAUCCUCUCCAUGAACGCAAAACCAGCUUACUCCAACAGUUUAUCGAUCAGUCAGUCAAGGAAGAUGAAGAUAUAGCACAGAAACACUAUUUGGAUAAUUUGGACGAGUUCAUGGACGAGGACUCUGAGCCAGAUGAAGCUUCCAUUGAAGCUUCCAUUGACUCAGAGGACAUGGAUCAAUACCAUGAGUCCCCGUCCAUGAGCAGCACAGAUUCUAGAGAUUCCCACAGGGCAUCACAGCCGAAGGAAGUCAAACCAAAGCAGUUGCAAAUAGUGUCGCCAUUAAGCAAUGAUCUUGAUGAGCAUAGCCGAGACAAUGGGCGAUCUUCUGGGGUGCAAUUAGCACAACCUUCCGCUUUGCCAAAAAAGAAGCUGCUGAAUAUAAUUCAUUCGGAUGAUAUUUCGGAGAAUUUGUCUAUUAAUUCAACUUUAUCGAGUGCCUCCCAGAUUCAACAUGACUAUAUCCGCUUGCGAGGUAGUUUUCUAUUAUUUGGCGUAGCCAUACCCGACAUCAAUGAACUCACCGAAGGAAGUAGCAGCGAGCUGCUACCAGUGCAAAAGCAGGUGAACGAGUCUCCAAGAACGUUGAUAGCACCCAAAAGCAAUGCCGCUCUUCUUUCCGAGGACUACGAUCCGGACAGUCAGAAUGGAGAGCAUGAAGAACGCACGACAAUAAGCAGCUCCAGCGUUAGCAACGUUGUAUCUAUGUGUAGUUUGAGUGAUACAUUCAAGCCGAUCGAUGUGAAGCGAAAGAAGCUGGAAAUCGACGUCGAUUUCAUAGCUGAAAGAAUGACAGAGUUGAUGAAAAAAAAUGAGGUGCUGCUGAAAGUGCCCAAGGACGAAAGCGAUCAGCAGCUCUCUGUAUCGACUAGAAUUUGCAAACUAUUCAUGCGUGAGCUAAUCAGUCGGGCAGUCACUUACGUUGAGGACAGCACUGGGCGACUGAGUCGCAACCUCGAUAAGCACAAAUUGGCAAUGGAGCUCGUUUCGCUGAUGUCACAAAUCCGAGUUGAAGCGGACAAAAAGAACAUUUUGGACAGCGCGGUCAGCGAUCAUUUUCUGCGCAAGAAGCAAAUGAGUUUUAUAACGAAUAAUAAUCAAGACAAUGCCUUCAAUUACAAGCGUUGGCAAAUGGCCCUCGUCAAACUUGAUCGACUGCUUGAGGUCCAGCGCAAAACCUUUGAUCUGGCUCACAGUCAGUCGCUCAAGUUGAACGAGGAACUUGAGCAAGCGCGUGUCGACAGCGACGAAAAGAUAACAAGUUUCGAGCAAGUCGUACGCGAAACUCUCCUUACCAACGACAGUUUCAGUCAUCUGUCCGGCUAUGUGCAGGACGUUUUGAAAAGGAUGCGUAACAUUAGAGAUGAGUUGUCCGAGAUGCGACUGGAGCUGUUGCUCACCCAACAUCGAUUUGCCGAUCUACAAAAGCAAUCAAAUGAACUCGAAAAUGUGGCCAGUGGAUUCAAACUGCGAGAUUAUCUUAAUCAACAGACAGAGACCAUCAUACUAAACACUAAAAUUGCAGAGCGCACUGCGGAGCUGAAUCGUCUACGCGCGCGAGUCCAUUUUGAUAUGCACGCGCUGGCCCAUGUCAAAUGCAAGAUUCACAUGGAUCGCAAGAACUACUUGAGCUUGCGCAGGCAGCGCGAAAAGUGUGCAGAGACGGUGCACAAAUAUAAAGAUCGCAUCCACCAGGGCAACCAGAGGCACAAUAGCAUUCAACGGCAGCUGUAUAAGCUACGCGAAUCUGGCGAGUUGAUGUUUCAUCCAAUUUUGAUGGAAGACUACGACCAGACGUUGGAGUACCUCAAGGCCAAAUCGGCAUCAGUUGAGAAACUUCGCUCGGACUUUGCUUUCUUGACGAAACGCAUAACUAUAAUGGAUCCAACGAAUGUUGACAUUUUGUCAAUAAAACCUCCAUCACGAUCAGGAACAGCGAACAAAGUGUCAUUUCGUGUAACUGGAGGCAGUAUUUUAUAAAAACAUUUAAUUUCUAUUCUUUUUUCUCUAUUGCUGCACUUUGA
This is a messenger RNA of Drosophila hydei, 2209 nucleotides long. RefSeq lists its product as uncharacterized. The record is from RefSeq and is a predicted model, not a curated record. Bases 96 to 2165 code for a protein of 689 amino acids. Gene Ontology annotation, cellular component: axoneme; ciliary basal body. Lineage: Eukaryota; Metazoa; Arthropoda; Insecta; Diptera; Drosophilidae. Gene Ontology annotation, biological process: cilium assembly. The transcript has 3 exons.